Messenger RNA from Lucilia cuprina (Australian sheep blowfly), 890 nucleotides. RefSeq names its product NPC intracellular cholesterol transporter 2 (gene Npc2f). The transcript has 4 exons. The record is from RefSeq and is a predicted model, not a curated record. The coding region runs from base 280 to 792 and encodes 170 amino acids. NCBI's taxonomy places the organism in Eukaryota, Metazoa, Arthropoda, Insecta, Diptera, Calliphoridae.
GAACGUCUAAAGUAAAUAUCGUUUUACUUACUAUUCUUAUAAGACAUAAACUUCAUUUGUUUAAUUUUAUUUUUAUUACUUGAAUUUGAGUAUUUAUACAGCCAUUUUAUAACGGUUAAUUGAAAGUGACGUUUGAGAGUGACAGUGAUUUUUUAAGUGGCAAUACAAUUGAAAAAAAAAACCAUUAAUAUUUUUUGCUUUUGAAACUAUAAAUAACAUUGAAAUUUGUAAUUGCUAUUAGAUUCUUAAAAGAACUUUCAAAUUGUUAAGGGACUAAAAAUGAGAAGUGUUUAUUUUUUGAAAAUUUUAUUCUUGACCUUGUAUAUGUCGAUAACUGGGCCACAAGUUCAAGGAGCUGCCAUAAGUAAAGUAAAUCAUUUGGCGAAAAAAAUUUUAAUGUCUAAAUCAUUACCCUUUGAAGAUUGUGGUUCUAAAUAUCUCAUAUUAUAUUUGAAUAUCUCCAGUUGCUCUACAAUACCAUGUUUUAUGCAUCGUGGAUCAACGGUCGAGGUGAAUGUUUUAUUUGACGACGAUAGUGACAACACCAAAUAUUUAAAACAUCGUGUACGUUGGAUUUUUAACACCAUCAAGACUCAAGCUCAUAUUACUCCUGACCCGUGUGACGGUAAUCAAAAAUGUUUGUCUAAUGAUCAUGAAGGAAAAUUCUAUUGGGCUACAGUUUUGGUCAAUAAUACUCUGCCAGCGAUCUCUGGCACUAUGCUUUGGGAAGCAGUUAAUGAAUACAAUCAAGAUGUUAUUUGCUUUAAAGUUCCAGUUGUCGUAACCAUGUAAAAAUCAUUCUUAUUUUUAGAUUUAAAAAUCUUGUUUAAAUAAAGUUAAAGUAAUGAAAUGAAAAUGCAAAAUUAAUAAAUUAAAGACUGAUUGUUAAA